This is a messenger RNA of Gambusia affinis (western mosquitofish), 3060 nucleotides long. RefSeq names its product adhesion molecule with Ig-like domain 1 (gene amigo1). Gene Ontology annotation, molecular function: protein binding. Gene Ontology annotation, biological process: brain development. The transcript has 2 exons. Bases 1052 to 2581 code for a protein of 509 amino acids. The record is from RefSeq and is a predicted model, not a curated record. NCBI's taxonomy places the organism in Eukaryota, Metazoa, Chordata, Actinopteri, Cyprinodontiformes, Poeciliidae.
AUCUUUAUGUCUUUGUACUUGUUAUUUUGUCAACAUGAUGGUGCAGUGCAACGGCUUGCACGGCUCUUACAUAAAAUGAGGCGGAGGGCAGUUUGGGAACAUGACACGACGUGGUACUGAUAUUUGCAUGAUUUUGCCUGUGUUCGUUUGUUUGUUUGUUUGUUUGGACUUUUUUUUUCUUACUGUAUGCGGCAGCGUGCUGCUGUGUCAGGGAGAUCAAGAAAUGGCGAGGUAGAGAUGGAAAGAUGGGCAGAGCAAAGGGAAUCAGUUUGUUUCUUCGGGAGUAUGAAUACACAUGGGUUAGCGUGAGCACCGUGUUGUGUGUCUGUUUGAUUUAAAGACAGACACGUAAAGCUGCACAGGAAAGUUGUGCUGAUGGAGAGGUGAAGGCUGAAAGGAAAAUUACGCAAACCUAUCUACCAGCAGCCUACUAAUGUUUUCAUGUAAAAAAAUAAAUAAAAAAUGUUAACAGAAGACGUGAAAAUAUAAUGAGGUAAUUAUGUGUUAUUGGAAGACAAUGUUGACAAUACUAGAUACUACUAGAGUAUCUAGCAGUUCAAUACUAGAGUCUUAAAAAGGCAAACACAAUAAAUGUACUGAGCUCAAUAAAUGUAAUUUAUGUUGCACUUCAGUUAAAUCCUAAUUAAGUAAUCAACCAGUGGAUCUGAAUAAAGCUAUGUAAUGCUGGUCACAUUUGAAACAAAGAAAUUCUACCUAUAAUGAACAAUGAAAAAUAAGCAUAUUUUUAUUGCUAACUAAAUAUUGUAGGUUACCCAAUUUAGGUUUUUAUAGCAUUAAGUUUUUGUGUGUUUUCUAAAUUCUUCUUUUUUGUUUAAAGGUCCUACCUUUCUGUUUUGAGGUGCCUUUGCAGAACAGGUUUGCCUGUCCCAAAACUGUCCGAGGGAAACCCUGAAUAUGGCGGCUACACAUAAAGAAGUGAUAGACGUUGCAGCUUUUAUUCACCAAUGUGCUUGGGACUCCCACAUCCUAGAGCGUUUUCCUGAAAAUGGGAUCAUAAUAAACCUCUCGAGGAUUGAGAACAACUGCUAGCAUGUUGCAAUCUUCCUCCAGAGCAGGUGAAACUGUACCCCUCUGUAAGUUUCAGAAUAAGUUGCAGAGAUGGGGCCUGGUUCUCACCCUCUGCGCCGCCGUCCUCUGGCUUCCUGAGGCAGCGGGGUCGUCACUGAACUGCCACACGACGUGCAUCUGCGCCUCGAACAUCGUCAGCUGCUCCAAGAUGGACCUGAGUGCCGUUCCCACUGGUCUGCCACUCUACACCACUGUGCUGGAUCUCAGCUACAACGCCAUAACUCGGCUCAGAUCUGAAUGGACUACUGUCAAGCUUCCGAAUCUCCAUAACCUCUUGCUCAGCCACAACGAUCUCCAUUUCCUUUCCUCUGAAGCUUUUAUAAAUGUGAAGCAACUGCGCUACUUGGACCUGUCCUCCAACAAACUGCAGCUGCUGGAUGAGUUUGUUUUUGAGCCUUUGGUCCACUUGGAGGUCCUCUUGCUCUACAAUAACCAAAUUUCACAGAUUGACAGGACAGCCUUUGCCACCAUGGUCAACCUUCAGAAGCUGUAUCUCAGCCAGAACCAAAUCUCCCGCUUCCCAGAGGAGCUGAUCAAAGACAGGUAUCGCCUGGAAAAGCUGAUCCUCCUGGACGUUUCAUCCAACAGGAUCAAAAAGGUUCCCAUGGAUGACCUGAAUAUGCUGCCUGCCUGGAUUAAAAAUGGCCUCUACUUCCACAACAACCCUCUGCAGUGUACCUGUAAUCUCUACACACUCCUGGCCCACUGGUACAUUCGUAAGCUGAACUCUGUUGUGGACUUCAGUGACGAGUUCACGUGCGUCCUGCCUAAUUCGCAGAAAACCCAGGUUUUCAAUCUUAGUGGCGAAAGCAUGAACUGCAGCACGUUCAAGGAGGCAGACGAAGAGGCUUUCCUGGAGCAAACGUUGAUCCUCAGAUGUGACACCAAACACCGUGACAUGAUGAAGACUUGGGCGUUGCCCGGCAACGUCUUGGUGACGUCAGGAGACAACCAGACUGCAAAGGUCCUGCGAAACGGGAAUCUGCAGAUAAGUCCGGUGAGGUACGAUGACUCCGGGACCUACACCUGCUUCGCUGUGAGCGAAAGUUUUAAUGAGACCAUCUACAUUGUGCUGAAGGUUCACAACUUCACCAUGCAUGAGGCUGGGGAGACUUUGAACACAGCUUACACUACCUUGGUGGGCUGCCUGGCCAGUGUGGUGCUGGUGCUCAUGUACCUCUACUUGACACCGUGCCGCUGUUUCUGCUGUCCCAGCAAGGGGAAGACCCGGGGCGAGGACAGCAUCCACUCCUCGAUGCUCAGUGUCACUCCCACCCACGAGGACCCGGCGAUGAAGGCCGAGCUGAACAGGCACGUUGCGUUCAUCGACUCCAAAGACUUGCGGGGCCAGAACGGCAAGGUGAAUCCCAACGGGGACGAGGACAAUGACGACCUGGAUGGAGAGGCUGGCUCUCUCAUGAAGGGGAAGAGGAAGAAAUCGGUAGCAGAGUCCAUUAGCUCCGUCUUCUCAGACACUCCCAUGGUGGUUUGAGUCGACAGUGACGCUAAUGGGCACAUUAAGAGCCAUGAUUUAUUGAAUUUAAACUCCUACUGUGAUCUUGUCCGGGAAAAGGCUAGAGGGAUGGAUAGCAAACUUAUUAUUGCAUCUGAAAGGGAGCUCAAAGCGAAUUGUCUUGUUGUCAAAGAGGACAAUAAGCCAGACUUUUCCAGCGUUUCAACCUGUAGCAAUUACUAUUCAUACUGUGAAAGAAAAGGAUGCAUAUAAGCGGACCGUGGAACCUAUUAGAGAAGAAAUGUGGUUGUUAGCAGCACUCAGGAAGCGAUGCACUGCAACUGAUUGAGAAUUGUAAAAAAUUGCAGAUUUCAAAAACAACAUUUUACAUUUUGGUAUAAAUCAAAACUGUGGUUUCCUCAUAAUUAUAUUUUUAAUGAAGAAUUUGGAUAGGCUGCAUCAUAACAAACAAAGACAGAAACUGGCUUGACCAGGCUCUGAGUAGAAGUGACAUUCAC